Molecule: messenger RNA, 3501 nt
Organism: Cucurbitaria berberidis CBS 394.84
Lineage: Eukaryota; Fungi; Ascomycota; Dothideomycetes; Pleosporales; Cucurbitariaceae
Exons: 1
Coding region: 1-3501 (1166 amino acids)
Biological process (GO): transmembrane transport
Source: RefSeq, a predicted model, not a curated record
AUGGCAGUUACCCUACCGCGCAAUGGCGCUCGAAUAGCCUCCGACACCCGCCAGGUCGAGAUACCCACCCUCCAACCCACACAGCCUCCGCCGCGCUCGAGACGGAAACCACGGAGCGCAUCCUCGCCCCUCUUCCUCCUCUUCGUCGUUGCCUCGUUCCUCCCACUCACGACCGCCGUGUUUGUCAACUUUGAAAACUGCUUGGAGCCCGUCUUCUUCACCACGCCGAACCGAACGUCCUACCUCCACUUCACCCCGCUACAUGUCUGGGCCGAAUUCAACACCACGGCGCCCAGCCACAAUCUGAACAUGACGGUGUACGGGGAUGUAUCAGGACAGACGGGCAAUGGAGAGUACCCUCCUCCGUUGGACAGGAGCUGGUCGGACCCAAACAAGACCUUUGGCAAGAUAGUGGAUGUAGACCCAGAAGGCAACAAGUUCACGACCUUGUUCGCCAACGUCAAAGUCCUGACCUAUUCAGCAUGGACCUCACCUUCGAUCCAGUUUUGCUCAUCGCUUGUCAAAGGGAGCUGUCCAGUGGGUCCUUCCUUUAGCGACAACACGAGCGACGUCUCCACGCUACCUGCCUUCAGCGUUGCCCACGACUUCCACAGCACCUAUUCCUUUGCCACUUGGGCCGCAACCCUGCGCAUCGUACAAGGCAAUACUGGAGCCCAGGCGCUUGGCUGUAUAUCUGCCAACAUUACACCAGACCUAGGACAUAGACUAUCUAAUGCGCUUUGUUACAUGCCCGCCGCUGUACUUGCGCUUGUCGCCAUUGCCACCAUCUUUGCCGCAACAUGCAGCCCAUGGGGAACCUCCAAUGUCUUCCGUUGGACGAGCAACUAUGGCCGAGACGAGGAUCUGCUGCGCCUCGUCACCCCGGGUUUUGGAGAUUGUCUGCAAUACAUCCAGUUCAUCGUCUUGGCCGGUAGCCUGAGUCUCAACUACCCUGGCUUCUUUCAGCCAGUCGUCAGCCAGGCCAGCUGGUCGGUCCUGCUGUUCAACCAAAGCUUCGUGAGCCACGGCAAUGGAUCCCAGAGUCUUGUCGAUGGAAUCUACUUCGCCAACGGAACCUACGGCCUGACGCGUCUUGGACAGUAUGUAGGCAUGACAAAGGAGAGGGACAUUUGGGCUUGCAUGGCCAUCUUCCUGCUUGUACUUAUCAGCAUCGCAGUUCUGCUCACUCAGCUCGGCUUUCUUGGACGAUGGUUCUCGCGGUAUCUGACCAAGACGCAGGACGGCGACCUCACGGGAAAGAACUGGUCUUUUACCGCAGGCCACAUUGUUCGCAUCGUCUUCAACUACUUCAUGCUUCCCAUCGUGUCCAUAUCACUAUUCCAGCUUGUUGUAGGCCCACGCUCGCCGGGAUCCGUUGUAGCCGCGGCUGUGGUCUUGCUCAUGCUAGUCACCGGCGUCAUCACCUGGAUCUUCUGGUUCAUUUUCACGACCCGUCCUCGAGCUCACUUGUUCGAUGACUUGCCGACUGUGCUAACCUAUGGACCGCUCUACAACACCUAUUCGGACGAUGCCGCACCCUUUGCAUUCAUCCCUGUGUUGCUGACCAUCAUACGCGGAGUCGCCAUCGGUGCCAUCCAGCCUUCUGGUAUUGCGCAGAUCAUCAUCCUCGCUAUUUGCGAAGUCAUCUUAAUCCUAACCCUCCACGCUUUCCGGCCUUUUCAGUCAAACACUUCGAUGAACGCCUACCAUACCUUCUUUUCGGCCGUGCGACUCACCUGCAUCCUGCUCAUGGUUGCUUUCGUUCCCUCUCUCGCCGUGUCCGAGGCCCCGAAAGGCUGGAUCGGUUACGCUAUUCUUCUACUUCACGCCAGCGUUUUGGUGUUUGGCUUCUUCCUCAACUCCUUGCAGACCAUCAUCGAAGUUGCCGCAAGGUUGGGGGGUGCAGGCGCAGAUCAGAGAGGCGGUCUUACUUCAGUCUUCGGCAAGCGUCAAUUGUCCAAGCGAGCAGCUCACCGGCAACAGCGGAGCAGCCUCAACUCGAAUGCGGCAAUGCUCUCGCAUGACGAGAACAAGAACAUCCAGCUCAUGGAUAGUAGAUCUCGAAGCCUGUCUGCCAGUUCCGCGGUUCUCCUCAACGGACCCUAUGACAGGGAGAGUGCUCGCGCUAGCCUAGGGUUCGAUCAAUUCAGUGGUGAAUACAAUGCGGGCAACACAAGUCCAGGCACACCCGGGACGAGUGCGACACCCUACACCCCACUAGGUGGCGGGUCAAAUCCGAGUUCUCGAAGACCAACCAUGGGCGCGGCUCUGGACGCCGCAGACCCUUACUACCGACCUCCACGUCCACGGAAGCACACUAUGGACUCGCUCAGACCAGGUACCCAAGGCAAAGGAGCUGUUGGAAGCGCUGAUAUUGCAGAUGUGCCCUACUCCGACAAUGCGGAUCUUGAGGUCGGCGAUGUUGGGGAAGGUCCAUCUCGGACUUCAGGCACCCCAGCUCCUGCUUAUCUACGAAUGAACCGAGACGACUCAGACCCGAACCUUGAGCGACGAAACAACACGGAUUAUUCCGUGCGAGAAUCCGACUUCUACUACGGCCUCCGCGGACCCGCCUUGUCUUCGCAGCCUACCCGGAAACGGAAGACUGGACCUGCAGAUCCCAUGAGCCCGGUGUCUUCUGCUACAGGCUGGUUCAAGAGCUUGAAUCUUUUGGGUGGCAGGAAGAAGGAGAAGAGCAAAGGGUUCGAGGUUGUCAGGAGCACGCGCAUGCCGCCCCAGAUGAUGGCUGUGGACGAAGACGACGAGCACUCUCCAGAGGUCCCACAUGAACCUUAUCGCGACAGUCCAGAAUCACCACCCCGAACGAAGACGGCACCAGGUGUGGCUUCCGCAGGAGUCUUGGCCGGUGAAGGAAGCUCUUCCUCUGACAGCGAGUCAGACGCAAGCGACGUGGAGUAUGAUCGAGCGAACCGAGUCUCGGCCAUGGCACCAACAUUAGGGCCUAUUGGGACUUUUGGCGGAAUCGAGCUUCCCAGUAGAGUAGGGUCGCGCGCAUCCCGCAUUACACAAACGCGAAGCCCUCUGAGUCGAGCGCCGACAAUACCACGCAAGAACUCUCGACGCACACGCUCAACUGACAUUUCAGCACUCACGGGCUCGAAUCGACUAUCAACCGUCAUGGACUCUACCCCAGCCACGCCCCACUUCCCGCCGCCCCAGGGCAAUCAACAUCUGCAGCCUACCUCUACCGGCUUGCCUAUCCGCCUUCCCUUUGGAUCCACGGAGCCGUCGCCUUCUCCUGAACGCUCCCCAGAGCGCUCCGCAGGCUCGAGCAUCUAUCGUAACGAGGCACCGCCUCCUAUCGGCGCACAAGGGGAGCGACCUUUGAGCACGGGGUACGUGCAGCACCACGUAACAAAGGACAGUCUUCACAGCGACGGGUAUGACGCUGGAAACCACCUCGAAGCUUCAGCAGAGUUUGUGGAUCGGAGUCGUAGCGGGAGUACGCAGAGAAGUGGGCGAAGUCAGAAGCCGAACUAA